Molecule: messenger RNA, 2473 nt
Organism: Pomacea canaliculata
Lineage: Eukaryota; Metazoa; Mollusca; Gastropoda; Architaenioglossa; Ampullariidae
Product: E3 ubiquitin/ISG15 ligase TRIM25-like
Exons: 7
Coding region: 225-2021 (598 amino acids)
Molecular function (GO): zinc ion binding
Source: RefSeq, a predicted model, not a curated record
AGGGAAUUCCCAAAUGAUUUCCAUGUCGUAAUUGUAAUUCCUGUUCUAAUUCAUCUCGUGACCGCAUCCCUCAGUCCUGAUAGCGACAAGGAUGAGUUUGUGGGAAUAUUUCUUGCAUCCUCAGUCUUUGUUUUUGCUGUCAUGCAAGUGUGACCUAUUCAACUAGAAGGGACGAAUAAAAUAACAGAAGAAAGAGUCCAACCCUUUAAAAUUUGCUCGUUAAUAUGGAAACAGUAGUUCAGACACACGAAAGAGAGUGUGCCGUGUGCACUAAUGACUUAAACACACCAAAGAUUCUACCCUGUGGUCAUCUCCUGUGUCGACAAUGUGUCAUUUCCUGGAUGGACUCAGAAUCCGACCCCGUAUGUCCUCUGUGUACCUGUCCUAUAGUAGAGCAUGAAAAUAUCUCCUCUGAAAGUUCAGCAAAUGUUGUGGACGCCCUGCCUACGGAUUUUGUAAUGGAAGCGAUAGUAGAAAGUUCUCACGUGCUGGUGAAGGAUGGCAUGUGCACAAUAUGUGAUGACGUCACAGCUGAAUACAUCUGUAUGGAGUGUGUGGAAAGGAUGUGUCCAUCGUGUAUGAAGAUACACAAGAAGAUGGUAGCGACCCGCAGUCACGAUGUGGAGAGUGUCAGCACUGUGACACCUGAACGUCUGGCUGCCAGCCGCCCUGCACUGUGUGCUGACCACGGCGACAAACACGCGGAUUUCUUCUGUACUGAUCACAGCUUUAGUAUCUGCGCAUCAUGUAGUUCCAAGAAACACUGGAGAUGUUCCCUAGUGAAAGAUUUGGACGAAGAAAUCAAGUUCGCUGAAACUACACUGUCUAGUUUGACUGAAAUAUUGAAUGAAGAAGAGGAAAGCUUGAAACAGGCGUUGGAUGAGGUGAACGUGCGUUUGCUGAAAGCGGAUGUCACUGAACAAGAAAACAUGGCGCAUGUAGACAGGCUACACGAUCGUAUUCAGAAGCUGGUGGAGGAUUCUCGAAUAACGCUGAAAAAACUGAUACUUGAUUCUAGUUCGAAAGUCCAGAAUCCGUUGUUACACAUCAAGAUAGAACUCCACAAACGUUUCGAGAAAGUGACGUCACACAAGGACAUUGUGACGAGAGCUCGAGCAGUGGCGCCACGCCCCGUGCUGAUACACGUGACCCAGACUCUGACAGACAGGGUCAACAACCUCGAUGUCAACGCCGACAUACAAGCAGAGGUCUGGAAGAUUCCAUCGCUGGCACCUGUGAGAUUGUCUGACGAUGUAGUAAAACGAAUAGAAACUGAACUACAUCUUCUGGAACAACAACUGGCCGAGGAUGAGAAAGCCUUUCAAGAUGACUUGGUAAACCGGAUAAAGACUAAACAUCCCCGUCCGAAACAACAACGGACAAACCCAAAGGCACCUGUCCUUGUGUUCCACGAAAACUGCGGAGCAAACAUUCGUCUGAUGAACAAGAAGACGAUCGCAGAGAGAACAAACCCGCAGGAGAGCCUCGGGGGCGGUGUGGUCGUGUCACGUGAUGCUAUGGUGGUAAACUACUUGUAUGAAGUGAGAGUGGACGCUGUCGGUGAUGCUGAGUGCGGUAUGUUCGCCCUCGGUGUGACGAGUGUUCCUCCUGCACAACUCACUAUGACAAACUGGUCUGAGGAACUGGAGGACUCUGUCAUCAUCCGACACAAUAUGGUCAGCAGCUGUGGAAAGUCUUCAAAGGUUUAUUUUGGAAAAGCUUUUGAAAGCAUCAAAGUCGGCAGUCGAGUUGGAGUACUGGUGGACUUGUCUAACAACCUUCGCCUCUAUGUCGACGACAGCUACCAAGGAAUUGCAGCUCGAGAUGUCAGACAGCCUUGCUUCGCCGUCUUUGAUGUUUGCAACAAAGUCAUUCAGGUGACAGCUCUGCCAACAUCUAAAAGGUUGUCUGAGCCUUUAAUGUCACAGUUCUUUAAAUAUUUUCAACAUAAAGUCUCUUUUUUGGAUGCUGUGGAAGAUGAGUUCCACACGGACAUCCUGCAGACAGAAGAGACUGAGUAGUGUCCAGUCCAAUGACUAGCGGCGCACUGAACUGUGGGGCUUACUGAGGGAUGGAAAUGUGACAGGUAAUGAAAAGAAAUAGUCACUCGCCUACAACUUGUCGUCUGCCAGCGGAAGCCGUUGACUUUAAAGGUACCGUGACCAGGAAUCAGUGCUAAUCUCAGUCUCUCCUCCUUCAAAGCGAUGUAACUCUAAAGGACGCUGCUACUCUUUUUUUCCGGAAGUCACGUGACAGCCUUGCGAAUGAAAGACCUAGAAAACUGUAUUGAGGAUCAGGAGCGGGGCCGUAUACAUGAGUCAAACGUGUCUUGGACCAGAAAUAGUUUGGAACUCAGAAACACCCUCAAUAUUCAUGAACAAGUCAAGAGCCUGUCAUAGAAAAUAAAAGUUUUAAUGUGUACGCAAACUUCCGUGCCUACAAUUAACUCUCCUUCUUUGUUCGCUGCUUUACU